AUGAAAUUUCUCACAACCAAUUUUGUAAAAUGUGCAGUAAAGGGAUGUCAAAUAUCAGUGGACUCUUUUCCUUUAAAAUAUGAAGAAUGCCAAUUAGUACAAGAAGAACAAGAAUUUAAACCAGAUUUCAUAGUACACAUGUUAAAUAAACUAGAUUGGGAAGCAAUACUAUCAGUAGCUAAAGAUUUAGGUAAUGAAUCAUUACCAGUUACUAAACCAGAAGGUUUGGAUCCAAUAAUGGAAGAUGAUCAGAUUAUUUUAAAAGAUCUACAUACUUUACUUAUUGAAACUCAAUUAAUUGAAGGAAAAAUGAUUUGUAGAAAUUGUCAACAUAUUUAUUAUAUCAAAAAUUCCAUACCUAAUUUCCUUUUGCCUCCACAUCUUGCAAACUAG
This is a messenger RNA of Lodderomyces pseudojiufengensis, 393 nucleotides long. Its product is annotated as RNA methylation protein. Gene Ontology annotation, molecular function: protein heterodimerization activity. Gene Ontology annotation, biological process: rRNA (guanine-N7)-methylation; tRNA methylation; peptidyl-glutamine methylation. The coding region runs from base 1 to 393 and encodes 130 amino acids. The record is from RefSeq and is a predicted model, not a curated record. The transcript has a single exon. NCBI's taxonomy places the organism in Eukaryota, Fungi, Ascomycota, Pichiomycetes, Serinales, Debaryomycetaceae.